UUGCCAUGGAAACAGUUUAGCGUACCAACAUGGAGGAGGACAACGCAGCCGCUGCUCUUGACAGUAUUGUGACCGAAUUUCAUUCAUAUGAAGAUUUUCUCGACUCCCAGAUCACAUCUUUGGAUUUAUACUACCUAGAGGAUGAGGAGCUGGCUCGUCAGCUGGUGGAGCUGGGCUACAGGGGCAGCGGAGAGGUGCUGAAGAGGGAGGAGUUUGAGAGCAGGAAGGCCGCCGCUGAAGCCUCACGUCUCAACAAGAGGAGCCAGCUACGGACGUUGGCGAGCGCAGGAAAGGAGCUCAAAGAUAACUUCCUGAAGGCACUGGCAGAGCGCGAGGAGGCCAACCACAGCGCCAGGAUGACUUCCAUCAUCUUCAUCAGGGACCGCAACGCUCAGGGCCAGGAGAUCUCUGGCUACAUCGACUACUCCCACAGACUCAAGCUGGAGGACUUUGAGCCCUACUUCAGCGGAAAGAAGCGGCUGUUGCCAAGAUCAACCGACCUGAGCUUCUACAACUGGGAGACGCAGGUGUCCACCUCAAAUGAUAGUGCGAACUACGAGGUCAUAGCAGAGAACUCCACUGGGCUGCUCUUCAAAAACAAGCGUGAUCGCAAAAUACUCAACGUCGACCCCAAGGCAUCUCCUGGUGAUAACUCGUCCCGGAUUCCCCUGCAGUCGGACCUCUACACGCAAGUCGUCAUCUAUGACCACAUCACCCGGAGGAGGACCUAAAGAGUCCAAUGGCUGCUGCCCGGCAGCAACAACUCUGCAAUUAAAGCCUUAUUAAAGCCGGC
Messenger RNA from Engraulis encrasicolus (European anchovy), 793 nucleotides. RefSeq names its product cilia and flagella associated protein 299 (gene cfap299). Lineage: Eukaryota; Metazoa; Chordata; Actinopteri; Clupeiformes; Engraulidae. Bases 30 to 731 code for a protein of 233 amino acids. The transcript is spliced from 6 exons. The record is from RefSeq and is a predicted model, not a curated record.